Ambispora gerdemannii is the source of this 348-nucleotide messenger RNA. Lineage: Eukaryota; Fungi; Glomeromycota; Glomeromycetes; Archaeosporales; Ambisporaceae. The record is from the annotation of a GenBank genome assembly.
AUGUUCGCCGUAUCUAUAUUCGCCUUAGCCGGCUUAGCCAACAGUAUAAUCUAUGGAUUCACUCGUCACGUGGUGGCAAUGAAACCUCUGUUCGAACGUGAAUACAACGAAAAAACUGUAAACGACCUCGCCAACACACCAGCAACAAUACUUGGAGAUACACAAGAUAUGUUAUUCAUUCAGGUGUCUGCUAGCACGAAUGAAGGCGAGAAACCUGAUCGGCAGGGUCGAGGUGGUGGAAUAGCACUGAGAAAUGAUACUGGCGAGAUCAAUAAUUUAUCGUCGGAUUCACUUUCGUCUGUUGAUUCGAAUGAUGGAGAUCGUCCGAUGGAAUUUGUUGCGUUGUAA